This is a messenger RNA of Sphaeroforma arctica JP610, 214 nucleotides long. RefSeq lists its product as hypothetical. The annotation marks the transcript as partial. The transcript has a single exon. NCBI's taxonomy places the organism in Eukaryota, Ichthyosporea, Ichthyophonida. The record is from RefSeq and is a predicted model, not a curated record.
AGACACGUCGACACACACACGAGUUCAAACACACGCACACGCACGCGCGCAAACGCAACUUCUGGUGACCUUCCAGCGAAACACUCCUCUCAUUGGUACACUCAGACAGGCUGCUCUCUCGGGUAGCUGCGUAGAACGUGCACACCACCCGCUCAAGGUAUUAAUGGCACACUCACCAGGCACUCACCAGGAGACCCAUGAAGCGAACCUGUAG